GCAAAUGUGGCAACGGCAAAGUUCUUGGGGUCAAUUAAGCAAAUGGCUAGUAGCUAGCAAUUCGCCGUUGCAGAUAACGCAACUCGAGGGAUGGUGACGGCAUGCUUCGGCGGAAGCGCCGCGUCGACGUCCCUCUCGCGCUCCGCCCUCUGCCUCCGCCGGCUUCCCCUCGCAUGUCGCUUCCCCUCUUUACCCCCCUUCCUGCUCCGACCUUUCUCUCCCAUUCGAGCGGCGUUAAGAAGCACCGGGCUCGCUGCCUCCCGCCGCUGCGCCGAUAAAAAUCCCGAAUCAAGAGCUAGAAAGUCGAUCUUCCCGGAGGAAGAUUUCGUGGUUGCCAAUUUCUAUAAGUUCGUCACCAUCGAAGAUCCCGAGGCCGUGGUUGCUAAGCACCUCGAUUUCCUCCAGGAAUGGGAUAUUCACGGUCGCAUAUACAUCAAUGAGCAAGGAAUUAAUGCGCAGUAUAGUGGUCCAAAUGGAGAUGUUCUGGCAUACACAGAUUGGGUGAAGAAAGAUCAUAGAUUUUCUAAUCUAUUGGUCCAAGUUUCACCAGCUUGUGAUGGCCAUGCUUUCCCUCGAUUGAAAUUGCGAUACAAACCAUCACUUGUACAGAUGGAAGGUGGCACUGCCCAUCUUCCUCUAGUAGAUGAUGCUAUGAGAGCUCACCCAUUGACUCCAUCUGAGUGGAGGGAAAGACUGCAAGCUAUGGAUGACUUUGGCAUAUCAACAAGCAAAGCGGAUAGCCAGGGAUCUGUUAGGAAACACCUACUUCUGGAUGUGAGAAAUGGCUAUGAGUGGGAUAUUGGUCAUUUCCAAGGAGCACAAAGACCUAAUGUCGACUGUUUUAGAAGCACAUCUUUUGGACUCUCAAAUGUAGAGGUGGCCUCCUCUGAUCCUUUAGCUAAAAUCGACAAGGAAAACACUGAUAUACUGAUGUAUUGUACUGGUGGCAUAAGAUGUGAUGUGUAUUCCACAAUUCUUAGACAGAAGGGUUUUCAAAAUUUAUACACUUUAAGUGGUGGAGUCUCAAAUUAUUUGAAUACUGAAGGUUCAGCUGGAUGGAUGGGUAACCUUUUUGUUUUUGAUGCACGCCUGUCCUUACCUCCUUCCUUCUACAAGCCAGGGGCCAAUGACAGUGCCUUUGCAAAACCUGAACUGGUGCAUGGAAAUAGUGCAUUUGCCAGGUGUUAUGUAUGUGGAUCAAAGUUGCUGGAAUAUCGACACCGCAACUGUGCAAACCUCGACUGCAACCGGCUCUUUUUGUCAUGUAGUAUUUGUGUGUCACAACUUAGCGGGUGUUGUUGUUUAGACUGCACAUGCUCCCCUCGACUUAGACCUGUACUUCCUGGCCAUCAGAGAUACCAGAAGUGGCACAUGUAUCGCGGCUGUGAGUAGCAAAGGAAGAUACAAGUAUCUGUUUUUCAUUUCACCGAACAGUUUCAAGCCUCCUUUCUUUCACUAGAGCAGUACCAAUUGUUACAAAGAAACAGUUGCAUCAAGGCUCUCGACCAUUUUCAAAAGAGUAGGUGAUGGAUGCUGGGGUUUAGCGGAAGGAAGAAAGGCAACAAAGAUUGUAAGGUGCUAAGUUCAUUAGGUAGAGCUCAAUGGAUACGGUCUCUUUUCUAUUUCUUAAUUAUCUCUCAGAAUCUGUGUGUUAUGGAAGAUCUGUUGUACAAAUAAUGGUCUUCAAAUCAGCUGCUUUGUCAAUGGUUCAAGUGUUGACCAGUAUUCAUUGGUAUGAUUAUCAUACAUCACUGUGUUGUCCAUCUACACGUGAUAGGUGAUACAGACCUAGCUAAGCCUGUUUUGGCUGGUGACAUCCAGACCAACCAAGAUGUAAUGAUAAUCUCAAUUAGUUUUAUUGAUUAUUUUAGGGGA
Messenger RNA from Zingiber officinale, 1875 nucleotides. Its product is annotated as rhodanese-like domain-containing protein 8, chloroplastic. The transcript has 9 exons. The record is from RefSeq and is a predicted model, not a curated record. Lineage: Eukaryota; Viridiplantae; Streptophyta; Magnoliopsida; Zingiberales; Zingiberaceae. Bases 91 to 1392 code for a protein of 433 amino acids.